Molecule: messenger RNA, 696 nt
Organism: Malassezia restricta
Lineage: Eukaryota; Fungi; Basidiomycota; Malasseziomycetes; Malasseziales; Malasseziaceae
Exons: 4
Coding region: 1-696 (231 amino acids)
Cellular component (GO): membrane; signal peptidase complex
Source: RefSeq, a predicted model, not a curated record
AUGGGCUUGUUCCAAUCCAAGCCUGCCGUCGGGCCCGGUAACAAGGUGCGUUGCAACGUAUCGAAUGCAAAAGAGAUCAAGAUUCAUUGCGAUGAUACGAUCGAGCAAAUUAUGACGCAACCGCCAAAGCCGUCUUCUCCAGAUGGUAAAGGCUUGUAUUUUGGCGAUUUCAAGCCAUUCUCUGCUUCUCAUUUUAUGGAUGACAUGCUCAUGUUCUUGGAUCUAGUAGGAUCUGCUGUCAUGCUUGGUGCUACCGCAUUUGUGUACUUGAAAAAGGUGGCAUGGGAAGAGGCCAAGCCCAUCUUCAUUAUGAGCACUGGCAUCUUUUUCUCUCUCUUUGCUAUUUGCUCUGUCAUUUCGUAUAUUCGCGGUCGUGUCGUAUUCACUGGUGUGCGCAUGACCGAGUCUCAGCCUAGAGAGCUCGAAUGUAUUUUAAUCAAAUCCCCAUACACGCAUAAAGCCGUGUUGAGCGAUGAGAAGACCAAAGAAGGUAAGCGUGUGCUCAUCCCACCUGUGUAUGAACUCUAUGUGGAAUACAUGCGUCUAGGCUCUGAUAACCGCACUGUGUGUGCACGCAAAAAAGGGCGCGUCAUUGUUGGAAAUUUUGGCGAAUGGUUCACAUCUGAGGGCGAGUUCGUCCGGUCGGCGUUUGAGGCCCACCUAGUGUCGAGUAUACAGAAACAUGUGAAUGCUUAG